AUGGAUUUAGAUACGUUUAAUGAACUAUUAAGAUUAGUUCAUCCAUAUCUCGUAAAAAGAAGUCCACGAGCUUUACCACCAGAACACCGAUUACUCACGGCAUUAAGGUACUAUGCAACUGGAGAUCUAAUCCUAUCUGUGUCACUUGCAUUUAGGAUUGGAGAGACCACUGCUAGAAACAUUAUUAAAGAAGUGGCGCAAGUUUUAGUUCAAGUACUUGCACCUACUUAUUUGCAGCCCCCAAACACGCAGAAAUGGUGCGAAAUAAUGGCGCAUUUUUUGAGGGAAUGGAAUUUUCCAAACUGCGUAGGAGCACUAGAUGGAAAACAUUUUCCAAUAAAAGCUCCACCUAACUCUGGCUCUCUCUAUUAUAAUUAUAAAAAGCAAUUCAGCAUUGUUCUAUUGGCAACUUGUGAUGCUUCUUAUAAAUUCACUCUUGUGCAUGUUGGAGAAAUGGGAAGCAAUAAUGACGCUGGAAUAUUCAACGAAAGCCCAAUUGGACAAUCCAUGAGAGGACAGGAGCUUGGAUUACCUCUAGGUAGAGCAGCACUUCCUGGAACUGAGUUAACAACUCCACCUUUAUUCCUUGGAGAUGGGAUUUUUCCAACUAAAAGAAAUUUAAUAAUUCCUUAUAGUGGAAAUAACCUUGAUGAGGCGACCAGAAUUUUCAAUUACCGACUGUCUAGGGCACGACGGGUAAUUGAAAAUGCCUUUGGUAUUUUAGUUGCUCGCUGGAGGAUUUUUAAAAGGAUUUUGGAGUUGGAAGUCGAUUGCAUUGACUUAAUAAUUCUGGCAACAAUAUGCUUGCACAAUUUUUUAAGAUCAAAACAUGAACUCGAAAAUCCACCUGUAGUGCAAUAUUGCCCCCCCAGAUUUGUAGAUUGGGAAGAUAGAGGAAAUGUUUACCCUGGAGAGUGGAGAGGAAACAACCAGGGCCAAUUGCAUCCUUUGCCAGUAGUUCAGGCUGCUAACGAAACAACAGAGGGUAGGAGAAUCAGAAAUAUUCUCAUGAACUACUUUCAAACUGCAGCAGGCGAAAUUCCGUGGCAGUACGAUUAUGUUCGAGAUACCGGAAAUUAA
This is a messenger RNA of Leptopilina boulardi, 1080 nucleotides long. RefSeq lists its product as uncharacterized. NCBI's taxonomy places the organism in Eukaryota, Metazoa, Arthropoda, Insecta, Hymenoptera, Figitidae. The record is from RefSeq and is a predicted model, not a curated record. The transcript has 2 exons. The coding region runs from base 1 to 1080 and encodes 359 amino acids.